AUGACAAUCGAUUCUGGCGCAGAUAUGCGAACUCCAGUGUGGCUGGACUGCGAUCCCGGCAUUACUACCAUCCAUGGAAAUGCGUCACUAGAAAACACCACCUACAAUGCAGGAAGUAUAUUGGAAGCAAUUGGACGGCCGGAGAUCCCGGUCUAUCCUGGAUGCCGCAAGCCAUUUUCUCGACCUGCCCUACAUGCUCCUGAUAUUCACGCACAAGCCUUGGAGGCAGAUGGUACUUAUUAUGAUGCUGAUCAAGCCUCGUCAACAGGAGAGUCCGGUCUCGAUGGGACGGAUCUUUUGCCAAAGCCAUCACAACCACCAAUCAUCGAUCAGAAUCCAAUUCUGGCAAUGCGAAAUGCGCUUCUUGCCCAACCCAAAGGUACUCCGUGGGUUGUUGCAACGGGAACUCUGACCAACGUGGCUUUAUUGUUAGCAACAUUCCCCGAAGUGGCAGAACAUAUACAAGGUCUUAGCAUCAUGGGUGGUGCUAUUGGCGAAGGAUUCACAGAAGCCCCCAUGAGUAAAUUGCCAGGGGAAAAGUCUCGCAUCGGGAAUGUGACCCCGUGGGCCGAGUUCAAUAUAUACUGCGACCCUGAGUCUGCCGAAUCAAUUUUCAGCAACCCCAUCGUUGCCUCAAAGACAUCAAUUGCCAGCCUGGACUUGACACACCAGGUCUUGGCUUCGCAUGAAGUACAAAUGCGCAUUUUGCAUGGGUCCAGUGACUCGAAGCCCCCGACCGUCAUUAGACAGAUAUUUCAUGAUCUACUUCUCUUCUUUGCUUCGACGUCUUCGGUCUGGCCACGGGACCUCCGCUUCAUGACCCCCCUCGCAGUCGCUUUUAUUCUGUCGAACUUGAACCCUGCCUUUGCCACGAGCCACCCCGAUCAGGUACUCAGGUUUGAUGACAGGAGGGGUGAGCGAUUCGACAUUAAGAUCGUCACAGAUGGUGAGCAUGGCAAGGAUGUGUCUGUGACUGGACAAUUGGGGCGAUCUAUUGCCACGCCUGCCUUGACUGGAUCCGGAGUUGCCAUUCCAAGAGGUGUUGAUCUUGAUGCGUUUUGGCAAAUGAUCCUCCAAUGUGUACAGCUGGCAGAUGACUGCAAUACCGCACGGCAGUCAUGA
Messenger RNA from Penicillium manginii, 1122 nucleotides. RefSeq names its product uridine-cytidine N-ribohydrolase. The transcript has 5 exons. Gene Ontology annotation, molecular function: purine nucleosidase activity. NCBI's taxonomy places the organism in Eukaryota, Fungi, Ascomycota, Eurotiomycetes, Eurotiales, Aspergillaceae. The coding region runs from base 1 to 1122 and encodes 373 amino acids. The record is from RefSeq and is a predicted model, not a curated record. Gene Ontology annotation, cellular component: cytosol. Gene Ontology annotation, biological process: purine nucleoside catabolic process.